Molecule: messenger RNA, 4492 nt
Organism: Diprion similis
Lineage: Eukaryota; Metazoa; Arthropoda; Insecta; Hymenoptera; Diprionidae
Gene: Lint-O
Exons: 6
Coding region: 976-2916 (646 amino acids)
Molecular function (GO): protein binding; DNA binding
Source: RefSeq, a predicted model, not a curated record
AAAAACUCCGCCCGCGUGUCCGUAUUCCGUGGCCCGUCCAUGUUCGUAGCCGCACCCGGCCCGUGAGAUAAAGUAUUAUCAAAAUAUCGCUGUUAAUCAUGUACGGAGAAUAAUACUGUAGCGUGCAAACGAUUCUGUGGAAAAUAUCGAACAAGUUGGCGUGUUGAAAUAUAAGUGCGGCACAGUUUCCCGAGGUCGAAUCUUUUCGACGGAUCAUCCGGCGAGGCGGCCGGACAGCGCGGCGCGCCUCUGAAAGAGCGCGUCGAGACGCGUUUUGUGCUUAUCGACAUUUGGGACAAUUUUAUUCAACCCAACCUCGGACCCUUGUUGGCAUACUGCCGUUUUAUAGACAACGCAACGGCGUGCGCGUGUCUAUUCGCCUAAGAACUUGACCACGAUAAACCGUGGUAGACUUUUAUUUACUCGUAUUAAUUACCGCAGUGUACAUCGUAUCGUAUUCGGCGAAGCGCAAUUUUGCGCGUGGCGCAGUUCACCCGACGUUGUUUGUCUACCUUAGUUCCGUGUAUGCAAUCGUUGCAUACCUUUAUAUCAACGCCUCUCUGUGAAAACUGCAGCCGCAAGUACGAAAACAUUCAAUUCAACUACUGCAGCUCUUAUUGAUAAUCUACUUUAUCAUCCUCCAACCUAAGGUUCGAUUCUCAAAUCGAAUGAACGAUACACACUGUUCAAUGCAACAUUGUUGAUGAUCAGCAUACGUUCAUUGUUAAAACAGCUGCCUUGUUUCAAGUAAACAUCAACAAGAUUAUACACCCCCAUUUCUCUGAAUAUCUCACAAUGAAUUUUUAACGAGGCAGAAUAUUUCUGUCUUCACGACUUACUCUUAUUUCCCUAAACCCUCUCCCACCCUUCCCGGCUACUUGCCGUAUAUUCAGUGCGUCGUACAGCCGAAGUAGCUGGCUAUCGGUCGCAUUGCUUCGUAACGUGACAAAGAUCCUUGCCAAGCUAGAAUAAAAGAUGCAGCAUCGCGGCGGUGAAUCGAAAAUAAAACAUGAAGAGCAGAUACUGGAAGCUAUAGAUCAACUUCGGCGUAGAAAAGCUCGGCCAGAUGCAGAUAGAAUUUGUAAUUACUUGUUACGCAAAUGUUCUGUCGAUGCGCGUGAUACAAUCGCGGAUCUCCAUCGGCUGAUAGAAGCUGAGAAAGUGAUCCAAGUAGACUACAAGGGAAACACCAGUUACCGUAAUGCCUCUAAGUGGUCGAGGCUUCAACUUUACAAGAAUAAACCGGAGGGCUUUGUGAAGGAAAAAUUGAACCCGUCAAUGGUUGCGGGCGCGGUGGCGGAGUUGGUUGUAGCCGAACCGGAUUACCUUGAUCAGGGCGUACCGGCGGACAGAUUGAUCGAGCAGUUAAUGAAUGGGAGCACAAAUCCGACGACCCGACGCGUCGUCGAUGACUUUUUGAACAAAGAAGUGGCGAGCGGUAAUUUGACGAGGUUGAACAACGGCAAUUACUCGCUGGUGGCAACACCUGACAUGACGCAAGAGUCCGUUCAGCAGGAGAACGCUCGUCAGGAGAACGGUAUUAAAAAAACCACAUCCCAGAAUUUGUCCGUGGUGAAUGCCUACGAUUUUGCCGAAUGCGAUGACAUGACCGUAACGGAUUCCAGGUCAAAUACGCCAAAGUCGUCCGGCCAGACGAGUCCGAAACAGGAUUCACUGAAAAAGGAUGAGUAUUGCGAAAUCGUCACUGGCACUAAGCAAACCUUGCAAAAUUCUCACAAGGAUACUUCGAGCACGAAAUCGCGUUCCCGUUUCACCGAUAAUAGGGAAGAAUCCUUGAACAGGAGCAACAAUCAUCAGCCUAACCUUAAAAAGGCAUCGAAAUCUGAACGCAAACAACGGCUUGAAGUAAGGAGUGAAGAACCGGUUGAAAUUGAAAUCAAUUACGAAGACUAUCGCAACGAUCGUAAGGAAGAAACAGACCAGAGAGAUGAAUCUGAACAGCUCAGCGAGGAACGUGAUGAAGAGGAUGCGGGUAGAAGCUCCACCAACCCUUCGCCAACUCCGUCAUCUACUAAUGCUGGUGGAUUCCGAAGCGCUCGCAGAAAGAGAGCGAAGAAAGUCUUUGAUCCAUCAGACAAUAAUCUUGUGAGACGAAAACGAGGACGGCAACCUGGUUCCCAGAACAAAACGGCAGUGAUCGUAUCACAGGAUUCUCAAGAAGCGGUAAAACCAAAUACAAAAGAGGGUCCACACAGGCAUUGCAGCCUUUGUGCAAAACAGAAACAAGAGCGACUUGUUGCAUGCCGAGAUUGUACCGUUAGAGCGCACCCCAGCUGUAUUUACUCUCCAGAAGAACUGAUACACAAAUUGGACAGCAGUUGGCAAUGCGAACGGUGCAAGAGCUGUACAGUUUGCUGCGAAACAUCUGAUGCUGGUCCGCUGAUAACUUGUUAUUCCUGUGACGAAGCCUAUCAUUCUUCGUGUCACACCCCUCGGAUAUCAGUUACUAAGUCGACGACAAAGUGGCACUGUAACAACUGCACGCAAAAGCACAAUAAAGCAAAUAAUGUUCACAGCUUCAGUUCCAACACGAGCCGUCCAGUAACGCCUUCACAUCCAUCUGUACUGCCUCCUGUUUUAAGUCCGCAAGUUUCCCCUGCUAGGGGGUCUUCCGAUCAAAUGGAUGAUGAUGGACCCAGAGAUGGAAUUGACCCAAAUAUCCCUGACGCUUCAGACUGGACGUCUGAACAAGUUUAUCAAUACUUUGCGAGACUCUUUCCCAAGGAAGCUGAAGUUUUUAGACAGCAGGAUAUAGAUGGUCAUUCGCUAUUGCUUAUGAAGCGUUCCGACGUUUUGAGCAGUAUGGAUUUACUUCUGGGACCAGCAUUAAAGAUUUAUCGACACGUUUUGAAACUUCAAAUACGCAGAGACGAUCCUAGAUUGUAUUGGCUAUAAAAUAGAACCUCAAACCAUUUGCGUAAUAUUUUCUUUUUAUUUAACUCUGCUUUACAUGGAUAUUCGUUAUUAUUACUUAUUUUGAAUAGUGUAUUCCAAAACUCCAAUAUCAGAUUAUUCUUCAAUUGACAAUCAUCGGUGAUACCUAUUGUUUUUCUAUUUUUUUUCCUUCCAUAAGAGUACAAAAAUUGUGUACUGGUCAAAAUAUUGCUCAAUGUAAUAUUUACUUGCGAAUACUAUACUCUACUUCCAAGCUCAACUUAGGGAAUUUUAAGUUUCCGUCCUUUGUGUUAUAUCAGUUUUAAAUUGAAACGGUUAGUAUGCAGUGAUGGCACCGUUUUUAUUGAGCCUUUAUCCCUCCAUAAAAAUGACAAAGAAAUCUAUUUUAUUAUUCAAUCAUUUAAAAGUGUUUAACGUGAAAAUGAAUGUACAGUACAGCAUUGUGCAAAAAUAGAUAUUAUCAUUUGUUAAAAUUGAGCACGUAAUAAUUCACUUAGAAAAACAAGACAUAUUACAAACUGAGUUCGUAACUUUUAGAUAGUUGGGCUAUAAAUGCAGCCACAACUUUGUAAAUAUUUUGCUUCUUUGGUCUAAGAAUUGUUAAAAUUCUGACCACUGAUUUUUGAUAAAAUGUAAGGUCAAUUCGCUUGCACCAGUUUCAACUGAACAUACCUAUAAUAAUUAAAACUGGACAUGCUGCAUUAAAACAAUAAUUUUGUCUAUCAUUAUAAUAACGCCAAUCGGGUGAAAUAAAUACUAUUUAUGUACCUCAAUGACAUAUUAUUUUCUUUAUUUUCAAUCUUGUGUAAUAACAUGACUUAAAACUUUUUUACUGUCAAGUCUGGCACUGUAUUCCAUCAGAACAUCUCAGUCUUGAUUCAUUCUAACGUACAGUUUGCUAAGUCUACAAAAUAUCAUUUUCUAUCCACCGUUCCGUCUAUAAACAUAUGGCAAGAUUACUUGAUAGAUUUAAGAAAUUGCGUAUGUCAAUUUAAUCAAGAUUUCGAGCUUUCUGUAAACCAAAUUUUGCUCGAAUGAUAUAGUUAGGAUCAAAAAAAUUUACACGUACAGGUGUUUUAUUUUCUAUUCUCGAUCAUAACUCAUUUUUCUAACGAAAAAAAGAUUAGAAUAUUCUUAUUCAUAAAUCUUUGUGUAAUGUAAAUGGAGAUAAUAUUACGUUACAUCAUUAUAAUCGCAUAUUUCCGAAAAGCACAGACACUGAGAAUUUCAAGGUGUUCCGUAGCGCUGAAGAUUACUUUGUCAAUAAUUUGAAUCAUUCAUGACAGUUUUCAACAUGCCCAAAGCUAUGUACGAUAAGAAAAUUAUUUAUAAUAUAUAUGUAAGAUACAUGUAAAAAAAGUGAACACUGAUUUUCUCAGACUCGGACCACCUUGAAGAUUUAAAGACAUUGACAGAAGCUUACAUUAGUAAAUAUUUAAAGAGAAAGGAUUGCAUUGCUCAAAGAUUUGGCGCACUAAACCAUUCAUGUCUGUUUUCAAUUAUAUUAUUUGAUUAUGGAAACCGUAUUAAUUAUAAACUGUUUCAGACGAUUUAUUGCUUACAUUUGUAAUCGUAA